UCUUACUUGGGUUUGAUGAAUCUUGAUUGAUGAACAAUGGGUUGUGUUGUGAAGUGCGUUUUCAUGAUUGUGAUUGCUAAUUCACUGUUGAAUGCAGCAGAGAGCUUCAAUGUAGAAGAGCUUGAGAGAGUUUCAGGGGAAGAUGAGAGUGGAGGAAAUAGACCUUUAAUUCUGGAGAGAUUCAGAGCUCUACUUGGACUCAAUCAAAGCCCAUCAGAUCUGUCGCCUUCGCCGUCUCCAUCACCGGACGAGGCAGCUCGUCCAGUGCACACUCAUAAACAUUCCCGCCCUCAUCAGCUUCGCUUGCACAAUAGCCGACCAGUCUACAAAUCUAAAAGACAUGAAGAUGCAAGAAAAAGAGUCAGAAAAAUUCUUGUUGCAGUUCUUGUGUCUACAGGAAUCACCAUUUUGAUAUGCACUAUUGUUGCCUUCUGGGUCUGCAAGAAGUUUAAAAUUCGAACAGAGGAACCCGCAGAGAAGCUUUCUAUAACGAGUGAAACAGGAGAGAAGACAGCCAAACAAAAAUCUGGGUUUGAUCUGUUCGAUCUCAGUACGCAUGGAAUGGAUGUUGAAGAACACAGUGUUUCCUCAUCUGGGGAGAGAGUUACUCCUGUUAAAUCUUGUUCGUCUGAUGAGGAGGAAUCGUUCCAUUCUUGUGGGGAUCCCAAUUUGUCGAAUGUUCGUCUUUCAAAUGCUUCUGAAUCUUCUUCAGCUAAUGUGAAAACAAAUUCUAAUUCUUCAGAACCUAACAAACCAUUAACUUCUGACCAGUUGCAUCUGACCAGUUCUCCAUGUAAUUCAGAAACCAAGGAUGUCCCAUCUCUAGCUCCGCCUCCACCACCGCCGCCGCCGCCGCCGCUGCGACCAUCUCCGGUUACUUAUCGCAGUUCAUUUUCCCUCUCUUCACCCUUUUCAACUGGAUCCACCUCUUCUUCUGCAUUGCUAAGAUCAUCAUCUCCUGCAAUGUCAGAUUCUUCUACGUUAUCUCAAAUACCGUGGAAUGAUCUGCCAUCACCUCCAAACAUUGCUAAACCUUCACUACCAUCAUCUACUAUUCCUCCACCCCCUUGUCCACCGCCAAGUUUGAAAGAAAACGCUUGUUCUUUCAAAGCCCCACCUCCUCCUCCUUCCAAGCUCCCUCAAUUCGUGGCAUUUGGAAAAGAGGGAAAUCUGCUGCCGAAACUUAAGCCUCUCCACUGGGACAAAGUAAGAGCUGCACCAGAUCGAUCAAUGGUGUGGGACAAGCUAAGAUGGAGUUCAUUUGAGCUAGAUGAAGAAAUGAUUGAGUCACUAUUCGGCUACAACCAAUAUGGUUCAAUGAAGAAUGGUGAUGCUAGCAACAAAACCCCUUCUCCAAGCAAGCAUGUACUAGAGGCUAAGAGACUUCAGAACCUAACCAUACUCUUAAAAGCCCUGAAUCUCUCCGCAGAACAAGCUUGUGAAGCCAUAGAACAAGGGACGGGGUUGCGUUUAAGACAACUUGAAGCACUGGUAAAGAUGGUACCAACACAGGAAGAACAGGCCAAAUUGUUAAGCUAUGAAGGAGACAUCGGUGAAUAUGGGUGCACAGAGAAGUUUGUGAUAGCAAUUCUGAGAAUACCAUUCGCCUUCCAACGAGUGGAAGCCAUGCUCUACAGAGAAACUUUUGAAGAUGAAGUAAAUCAUCUCCGGAAUUCGUUUUCAAUGCUAGAGGAGGCUUGCAAGGAACUAAGAUCCAGCAGGCUUUUCCUGAAACUACUUGAAGCCGUGCUCAAAACAGGGAACCGAAUGAACGUGGGAACAAGCAGAGGAGGCGCAAAAGCAUUCAAACUAGACGCACUCCUAAGACUCUCCGACGUCAAAGGAACCGACGGAAAAACCUCCCUCCUCCAUUUCGUGGUCCAAGAAAUAAUCCGAUCAGAAGGAAUCCGAGUCUCCGGUAGCAUAAUGGGGAAAAUCAGCCAAAAGAACAAAUCGAGAACAAUCGAAGAAAGAGAAAACGAUUACCGAAGAAUGGGAUUAGAUCUGGUCUCAGGCUUGAGCACCGAAUUACACAACGUUAAGCGAGCGGCGACGACCGAUCUGAAAGUUCUGGCGAGCGCCACAGCGAAUCUGAACGAGGGAAUGGCGAAAUUGCAAGAACUGGUGUUGAAGGAACUGUGUGGAGAUGAAGGGAGUGGGAACUUCGUGAGCGCGAUGAAAGGGUUCUUGAGCUACGUGAAGAAGACGAUGGAGUUGGUGAGGAAGGACGAGGAAGGGGUGAUGGGGAGCGUGAGAGAGAUCACAGAGUACUUCCAUGGAAAUGUGAGCAAAGAAGAGACGAAUCCGCUGAGGAUUUUUGUGAUUGUGAGAGAUUUUUUGGGAAUGUUGGACAAUGUGUGUAAAAGCUUCAAGAUCGGAAGUUGAUUCAUUGAUUGAGAGAA
Molecule: messenger RNA, 2402 nt
Organism: Cucurbita maxima (winter squash)
Lineage: Eukaryota; Viridiplantae; Streptophyta; Magnoliopsida; Cucurbitales; Cucurbitaceae
Product: formin-like protein 11
Exons: 4
Coding region: 37-2385 (782 amino acids)
Biological process (GO): actin nucleation; actin cytoskeleton organization
Molecular function (GO): actin filament binding
Source: RefSeq, a predicted model, not a curated record